AUGGAUGUAUCUCCUCAAGCUGUACGACAGUUAAGAUAUCUUGAUUCACAGGAACCAAUAUUACGCAAUGUGACCGUUGGUGUUUCUCAUUUCGAGCGAUGUGCCCUUUGGGUCCAAGUUCUGUCCUAUCCCUUCUAUGGUAGCGGCACUCCUGCAGAUUUUGAAGGGAACUAUUCAGAAGAGGUUCCACAAAUCAUGAGACAAAAGAAAAGUCUAAGUCCUGAAUUAGGGGAACCAGUUAUAUUUAAGAUCGAAGUGAGUAGAAACGUGGACCUAGGUGAUGAGACAACCACCAUGAUAUGUAAAUUUGUGGUUCGGGCUUCUGAUGUCUCUAUUACAAAGGAGAUUGGUUCGGAUCUACUGGGGUGGUUGGAUGACCUUACCAAUGGGAGUGUUGAAUACAUGCCUGAAGAUGAAGUCAAAGCAGCUGCUGCCGAGAAGCUGAGGACCUCAAUGGAAAGAAUAGCAUUGCUGAAGGCAGCAAGACCCUGA
Messenger RNA from Fraxinus pennsylvanica, 492 nucleotides. The record is from the annotation of a GenBank genome assembly. NCBI's taxonomy places the organism in Eukaryota, Viridiplantae, Streptophyta, Magnoliopsida, Lamiales, Oleaceae.